Molecule: messenger RNA, 1270 nt
Organism: Lagopus muta (rock ptarmigan)
Lineage: Eukaryota; Metazoa; Chordata; Aves; Galliformes; Phasianidae
Product: nuclear cap-binding protein subunit 2
Exons: 4
Coding region: 109-615 (168 amino acids)
Biological process (GO): mRNA cis splicing, via spliceosome
Cellular component (GO): nuclear cap binding complex
Molecular function (GO): RNA cap binding
Source: RefSeq, a predicted model, not a curated record
CCAAUCAGACGGCGCGGCGGUUGGCCUGUCCGUUAGUCCGCUGUCCUGUGGGCGCCGCGCCGGUUCUGGAAGGAUCCUGGGAGCACGGCCCUGCCGGGCGCGGGAGAGAUGUCGGGGCUGCUUCACACCACGCUAAGCGGGCUCAACAGCGACUCCUACUGCGAGAUCAGCCGUUACCGAGACCAGCACUUCCGGGGGAGCAAAAAGCUGCAGGAGAAGUUCCUGAAGAUCUCCUCCACGCUGUACGUGGGCAACCUGUCCUUCUACACCACCGAAGAGCAGAUCCAGGAGCUGUUCUCCAAGUGCGGCGAUGUCAAGAGGAUCGUCAUGGGGCUGGACAAGAUCAAGAAAACACCCUGCGGCUUCUGCUUUGUGGAAUAUUACACGAGAGCAGAUGCUGAACACGCAAUGCGAUUUAUCAAUGGCACGCGGCUCGACGAUCGCAUCGUUCGGACAGACUGGGAUGCAGGAUUCAAGGAGGGACGGCAGUAUGGAAGAGGAAAGACUGGUGGGCAGGUGCGAGAUGAAUACCGGACAGACUACGAUGUGGGAAGAGGCGGUUUUGGCAAGAUUAUACAGAUGCAGAAGGCAAAUCAACAGCCUGCAGUCUAUUAAUUGCCUCAUGGGUGUUAGCUCAUAGAGGGCUCUGCUCUUCUUGAGCUAGCCGUGUUCUCGCGUUUUGGAUUGGGGUAGGGAGUGAGAUCCAAGUUCCAGCCAAAGGUGACCCUCCUUAGACUGUGGAUAUACAUGUGUUCAUUCCCCCUUUCUUCUGGGUUAGAGAGGAUGUUCUGUGCUGAUACAGGGCAACAAGGGAAACAAAUGGACAACUGCAGCAUUCUGGUAAGAAGAAAUGCAGCAUGUCACACGCACCUCAUGCUAGGAUGCAUUCUGCAUUACAGCUAAGCAGGUGGCUUCUUCCGAGCCAUGAUUGCAGCUGUGGUUGCUCUCAGAUAAAACUUUGUGAACUGUGCCAUUGGAGCCCUCUGGGUGCCCGGGCACUUUGUUGGGAUGCACAGAACUUUCAGAGUUCUAAUUUACAAGCUCAUCUGCUUACAAAGCAGUAUCACUAUUUGUGUGAGAGAAGCUGAGCAAGGUCUUGCUGUCCACUUGGAGGUGCUUGCCUGUACAUCUAGCCCUUGGGUUGGUCAUGGCCUGCAGAGCCUUUCUCUUUAUGAUGCCCCAGUGCUGCCUGCUUUUUCAGAUCCUCACUGUUUGGCAUGAUUUUGUUAAAAGUUUCUUUCCAUUUUUUAAAUAAACAGUGAGUCCUGUA